AUGGGGCGCGAGGGCAAGACCAAGAACCAGAAGCGGGCCCGGGCAGCCGCCCAGCAGCGGGCCCAGGAGCAGUUCGCCUCCGUCCCUCACUCCUUCGUCUUCCACCGCAGGCGCGUGGGCCGGAGCUUGCAGCAGCUCGUCCUGGACGUGCGGCGGGUGAUGGAGCCGUUCACAGCCAGCACCCUGCAGGUGCGGAAGAAGAACUCGCUGAAGGAUUUUGUGGCGGUGGCGGGGCCCCUGGGCGUGACGCACUUCCUGGUCUUCACCAAAUCCCCCACCAACGUCAACUUCAAACUCGUCCGUCUCCCGGGAGGCCCAACACUGACCUUCAAAGUCACACAGUACUCGCUCAUCAAGGACGUGGUGUCCUCCCUGAAGCGCCACCGCAUGCACGAGCAGCAGUUCACGCACCACCCACUGCUGGUGCUCAACAACUUCGGCCUGCAGCAGAUGCACGUCAAGCUGAUGGCCACCAUGUUCCAGAACAUGUUCCCCUCCAUCAACGUGCACAAGGUCAACCUCAACGCCAUCAAGCGGUGCCUGCUGAUCAGCUACAACUCGGACUCACAGCUUCUGGACUUCAGGCACUACAGCCUGAAGGUGGUGCCUGUGGGGGCGAGCAAAGGCCUCAAGAAGCUGCUGCAGGAGAAAUUCCCCAACAUGAGCCGGCUGGAGGACAUCAGUGAGCUGCUGGCCAAGGACAUUAACCUGUCGGAGAGCGAGGCUGAGCAGGACGGGACCCACAAUAUCCUGGAGCUGCCCCAGGCAUACGCGGGCCGGGGGAACAUGAAGGCCCAGCAGAGCGCUGUGCGUCUCACUGAGAUCGGGCCCCGAAUGACCCUGCAGCUCAUCAAGGUGGAGGAAGGGUUGAACCAGGGCAACGUGCUCUACCACAGCUUCAUUCUCAAGACGGAGGAGGAGCUCCGGGCGGCCCUGGCCAGGAAGGAGGAGCGGCUGCGGCUGAAGGCAGAGCGGCGCCGCAGGCAGGAGGCUGACGUGCAGCGCAAGAAGGAGCAGCGGGAGGCCCACAGGAAGCAGAGCCUGGCCGGGAUCAGGAGGAAGCAGCAGCAGGGGGAGGAUGGUGACAGUGGAGCUGAGGAUCCUGGGAUGCCGGAGGACCAGGACCCGGCCAACCAAUCAGAUGACGACGCGGAAUAUUACCGGCAGGAAGUGGGCGAGGAGCCCGACGCAGAUCUGUUCCCCAAAAGCACCAAGAGGAAACACGGGCCCCCACGCUCCCCCCAGCCCAGCAAGAGACUCAGAACCAGCCAGCCUGGGGAGCAGCCUGCCAGCCGCAAGGCGAAGCACAGGAGACCCCCUGGCCAGCCGCAGAGAGGCGGGCGCAGCCCCAGGCAGCAGAGGGAGCUUGGGAACUCUCAGAGGCCUGGCCAGCAGAAGGACCCACGGAGCCUUAAGGGCCGCGGGCAGCAGCGAGGAGCACGGAGUCCAAAGCCGAAAGGACCCAGGCAUCCGGGGCAGCAGGGAACCAAGCGAGGGGUGGAGCAGCGUCUUCAGACUGCAGCCAGCUGCCAGCAGGAAGGAACACCCUGCUACUGCUUCCCUCUCCAGCCUGCGGCGGGUCCUGCUGCCCCCGGGUCGCAGCACAGUGCCAGGAUGACUGCUACAGGUCCUGAGGGGCCAGGGGCCUGCAAUGUUUCCUUCAAUAAGUUCCAGGAGCACAUGUGGCCAGUGCUGACGGUGGAGUUCUUCCUGGCCUUUGCCGGCAACGCCUUCGCCAUCUACCGCUUCGUGGCACGUGAGCGCACCUGGCACACGGGCAUCGUGUACUCCUUCAACCUGGCCGUCAGCGACCUGCUCUACGCCCUCUCCCUGCCCUUCCUGGCCGCCUACUACUACCCGCCCAAGCACUGGCGCUACGGCCCGGCCCUCUGCAAGCUCGAGCGCUUCCUCUUCAGCUGCAACCUGUAUGGCAGCAUCUUCUUCCUCACCUGCAUCAGCCUGAACCGCUACCUGGGCAUUGUGCACCCGCUGCUGGUGCAUGGCCGGCUGGAGCCGCGCCACGCCAAGCUGCUGAGCGGCGCCGCCUGGCUGCUGGUGGCCGGCCUCUCCGCCCCCACCCUGCACUUCUCGGAGCUGCAGCCCAGGGGGAACUGCACCGAGUGCAUGGGCAGCGCCACAAACGAGCAGCUGCCCCGCUACCUGCCCUACAGCCUCUUCCUGGCGGCCUUCGGCUGCGGGCUGCCCUUCCUGCUCACGCUCUUCUCCUACGCGGCCAUCCUCCGCACCGUCUGCCGCAACCCCCACAUCACGCGGCUGGAGAAGCGCAAGGUGGGGAGGCUGGUGAGCGUGGGGGUGGCCCUCUACGCUGUCUCCUACCUGCCCUACCACACCCUGCGCAACCUCAACCUCAACCUGCGUCAGCAGUGUCUGCUGGGCAAGGCGCCGAACUACCAGCACGCGCUGUUUGUCCACUCCGCCUACCAGCUCAGCAAGAUCCUGGUCACCCUCAACAUCUGUGCCCACCCGCUGCUCUACGCCGCCCUGGCCGACAGCAUGCGGGGCUGGUGCAGGGCCCCCCGCGGGCAGGACAGGGGCCAGUCCGCAGAGAACAUGGAGCUCAAGGCCUGUGGCUGA
Molecule: messenger RNA, 2595 nt
Organism: Emys orbicularis (European pond turtle)
Lineage: Eukaryota; Metazoa; Chordata; Testudines; Emydidae
Gene: P2RY11
Product: purinergic receptor P2Y11
Exons: 14
Coding region: 1-2595 (864 amino acids)
Biological process (GO): neuronal signal transduction; ribosomal large subunit assembly; G protein-coupled receptor signaling pathway
Cellular component (GO): plasma membrane; preribosome, large subunit precursor
Molecular function (GO): neurotransmitter receptor activity; G protein-coupled ATP receptor activity; rRNA binding
Source: RefSeq, a predicted model, not a curated record